AUGGCGAUCAAAAGCGGGAAGCUAGACGGGGGAGAAUCUAGCCGAAAGCCUCCAGCGAGAAGAAAAGAUAAUGAGGUCAGUAAUGUGAAGAAAUAUGAUUCUAAUAACAUUACAGUAUCUCGACCACCAGCCACUACGUCGUCAGCAUUAAAUCCUGUCCAGCAAGGAGUGAAAGAACCAAGACAGGAAAGGGAAAGGGUUCAAUUUGACCCUAUCCCCAUGACCUAUAAAGAAUUAUUCCAGAUCCUUGAGCAGCCUAAUGUGGCUCAGAACCCACUGUCGAACCAUGCAGGAACAGGGGUUAAUGUUGUUAUUGAAGGAAAAGGGAAUGAAGUCAUAACCAAAGUCAAUGAAGUGAAGUCACCCAUGCAUUGGGUAUGGGGGCAAAUGGUCAAAGUAGGCUGGUUGACCUUUAAUGCUAACGAGAAUAAGCAUGCUUGCACCUAUCACCGUUGCGAGGAUCAUGUCAUUCAAAACUGUGACGAGUUCAAGGCCUUGGUUCAAAGGCUGAUGGAUAGUAAAGACAUGGAAUUUUACCAUGAGGCUACGAAAAAGAAAGAGAUUGAGAUUUGUGCUUCCGAAGACGCAUCCAAGGGAGUUUACAAUACUAACUACCCUUUAGUCAUCACACCGAAAGCUCAUAUUAUAGAAAGGUUAAUCCCAAAAGUGAUGAUCAUGCCUCCGUCGUCCUUUCCUUAUAAAGACAACAAGCAGGUCCCUUGGAGGUAUGAAUGCCAAAUAGAGAAUGUUGAGAGUUCAGAAGCUGCUAAGAAAGAGGUGGAUAAGGUAGGCCACUUUACCAGAAGUGGGAGAUGUUAUUCUCCUAACCAAACCAGUGAACCUGAGAAAAGAGCGGCCCCUGAUAAAGGAAAAAUGGUCGAGAUAAUGAUGAAAGAUGAUGAGUCAACAAUUAAUGAGACGGUAACAGAGAAUGAGGCUGUAGAGUUUUUAAAAUUUUUGAAGCAUAGCGAGUACAGCAUCGUCGAGCAACUACACAAGUUGCCAGCUCACAUCUCAAUCAUGUCUCUACUAUUAAGCUCUGAGGCACAUCGAAAUGCAUUGUUGAAAGUUUUGAACCAGACUUUCGUACCAAAAGAUGUGUUAGUGGAAAAGAUAGAUCGACUGGUUGCAAAUAUUCAGGCGGAUAAUUUUAUCUCUUUCUCUGAUGAUGAGAUCCCGUCCGGAAUGAUGGGCAAUCCUAAAGCCCUGCACAUUACCAUCAGGUGCAAGGGACAUGUGUUAUCGCGAGUACUAAUCGAAAAUGGCUCUACCCUGAAUGUGAUACCAAUAGUGACCUUGAAGAAAUUGUCGGUUGAUAGUACACACAUAAGAAAUUGCCAAAGCAUUGUUCGAGCUUUUGAUGGAACAAAGAAUGAGGUACUGGGGAAGAUCGAUAUUCCUUUAACCAUAUGCCCAUCAACCUACGAGGUUGAAUUCCUUGUAAUGGAUAUAAUGCCUUCCUAUAACUGCUUGGUAGGAAGACCUUGGAUCCAUCAGGCAGGAGUUGUGCCAUCCACUUUGCAUCAAAAACUCAAAUUUGUAAUUAAGGGGAGACUGGUAUGCCUUAAUGCUGAGGAAGAUAUCAUUGCUUCCAUAUCUACUAUCGCUCCAUAUGUCGAAAUAGAUGAAGAUACGGUCGAGUGCUCUUUCAGAGCCAUGGAAUUCAUUAAUGCCACCUUUGUUGCCGAAAGAAAGAAAAUUCCGAAGCCUAGGCUAUCUAAUUGA
This is a messenger RNA of Hibiscus syriacus, 1725 nucleotides long. RefSeq lists its product as uncharacterized. The coding region runs from base 1 to 1725 and encodes 574 amino acids. The transcript is spliced from 2 exons. The record is from RefSeq and is a predicted model, not a curated record. Lineage: Eukaryota; Viridiplantae; Streptophyta; Magnoliopsida; Malvales; Malvaceae.